This is a messenger RNA of Vigna angularis (adzuki bean), 2345 nucleotides long. Its product is annotated as 40S ribosomal protein SA-like. Gene Ontology annotation, cellular component: 90S preribosome; cytosolic small ribosomal subunit; ribosome. Gene Ontology annotation, molecular function: structural constituent of ribosome. Lineage: Eukaryota; Viridiplantae; Streptophyta; Magnoliopsida; Fabales; Fabaceae. The record is from RefSeq and is a predicted model, not a curated record. Gene Ontology annotation, biological process: cytoplasmic translation; ribosomal small subunit assembly. Bases 1108 to 1635 code for a protein of 175 amino acids. The transcript has 5 exons.
CACGGUGCCAAAACAUUCAUCGGCUUCGAUUCCUUUCUGACCGAAGCAUAUAAGCUUCAGAUUUUUCAUUUUACGCAUCGUUUCGUUCAUAACCGGUGCUGUAAAGCUUCAAAAUUAUCAGAGUUUGUUCAUUUCUUCGCGUUGCUGCUUCGUCAUUGCUUCAUUGCUUCUUCUUUGUGAAUCCACUGUUCCACUUCUCCCUCUCACGGUUGAACGUCCUCUCUUCUCACCUUCAUUGCCUCCAGCGUCGUCGUCCAACGCCACCAUCGUCUCCGCCGUUUGUCGACAUCGCCGCCACCGACUAUUCUCACUGCCACCGUCUCCCUCUUCAUCAAUCAUAAACGAAAGCCCUAAUCCCCAAUUUUCUUUCACUCUUUUUCUCUCUCAGCGAUUCAUCUCUUUUGAAUCCAAUCCAUGGCACCUAUGGGUCCCGGUUUCCGAUUCCACCGCAUCAACGAAGAGCUGGUGGUGUUCUACCUGAACCUGAAGCGCAAGAUCACCGGAAAGCUCUAAUCCCCAAUUUUCUUUCACUCUUUUUCUCUCUCAGCGAUUCAUCUCUCUUGAAUCCAAUCCAUGGCACCUAUGGGUCCCGGCUUCCGAUUCCACCGGUUCUACCUGAACCUGAAGCGCAAGAUCACCAGAAACCUGUCCCGAUACGACACAUCGCAGUGGUUGAUGUCUACAAGCUCGAGCCUUGGGACCUUCCCCCUCUGUCGAAGCUGAAGACGAAGGACUUGGAAUGGUACUUCUUCAGCGUGAUGGACCGCAAGUAUGGAAAUGGCUCCAGGACCAACCGCGUCACCGAGAAGGCUACUGGAAAGGACCGCCUUGUGGCCCAUGGCAACUGCACCGCGGGGAUGAAGAAGACCCUCGUGUACCACGCCCCUGUUCUUUCUAUCACCUAUUCCCACCUCUGCCAAGUUCAACUACCACGAUUCCCACCUCUGCUCAAGUACCCCUUAUAAGCCUAAGAUGGUUGUGAGAGCUUAUAUUUUUGCUUUGUGAUCAAUGUUUUGCGGACAACACCUCUUGGGAUGAUGAUUUUUUUGGUUUUUUGUUUCGUGUUUUUCUUUCCUUGAUGUUGCCUGCGUUGUGAUUUUAACAUACAUGGGUUUAUUUUUGCAGCCCAUUAAGGAAGGUGCUCUUGGAAACAUUCCAACCAUUGCUUUCUAUGACACUGACUCACCCAUGAGGUAUGUGGACAUUGGGAUUCCUGCCAACAACAAGGGCAAACACAGCAUUGGGUGUCUCUUUUGGCUUCUUGCCAGGAUGGUGUUGCAAAUGAGGAGUACCAUUCGUCUUGGCCUCAAAUGGGAUGUUAUGGUGGACUUGUUCUUCUAUAGAGAACUAGAGGAGGCUAAGCAACAAGAGGAGGAGGAAGCUCCUGCUGGUGAUUAUGCCAUCACUGACUAUAAUCCUGGUGCUAUUGCUGCUGAUGGCCAGUGGCCCGGUACAAUUGAUCAAUCGUGGACAGAUGCAGUUCCACAACCUAUUCCAACUGUACCUGGCAUCAACUGGGGAGCCUCACCUUCUACAGAUGCACCUGGAUCGUCUCAGAUACGUCCCCGUAUUCUAAAGUCUCUCAAAUUGGUCCUUAAUUGUGAAAAUUUAAAUCAAUUGAGACCUUCCCGUUAAGUUGGCUGGACGGCGUUAAAAAAUUGAUGCGUGGGUUGCUGAGAUGACCAAAUGGGUGUGGAAUUUGGGAUAAUUGGGAGAAUAAUUGGGAUUUGAGGAAUCCCUAAAUUUGAAGAAAUCCCUAAAUUUGAAGAAAUCCUUAAAUGCCUAACGAGAGCGAGGUUCGUCUUCGAGCUUGUUGAGCUUGUUAUUGGAGGGUGUUUUGGUUCGACGCAGGUGGAUAGGUGGUGAACAUAGUUGUUCGAAGACGAUGUCGAAGGAGUGUUCCUGUUGUUCGUCGACAUGCAAUGUAUGGCGGAAGGAGAACCGUAAUGUGUGUUCAUCGAUUUGCCACUGUGGGCUGAGAUGUGCGAUGAGAAAGGCUAAAACUUUGAAGAAUUGUGACAAGCAAUUUUGGGAAUGCUCGAAGUAUAAGGUAUGAUUUAUUUCACGUUUCUAAGAAGAGAUUGUUGUUUAUACAUAGUGGUGCUGAAGAGGGUGGUUGCAACUACUUCAAAUGGUGCAAUGAUGUUGCGGAAGAGGAAAGGGGCACAUGCUUGAAGUGUGAAGGAAACAAAGGAAGUUUGGUGCACAGUGAAGAAAUGGAUAGUAAUAGGAAAAUGUUAGUUAAGUUAGAGAAAUCUUUGUUGGUUGUUCAAAAGUGGAUGAAGGUCUUGAUAUUUUUGGUUUGUCUUUUAUGUGUAAUAAACACAAUUUAAGUGUCAAUGUUG